AUGGUUGCACUGGACGCGUCUCAAUUAAUGUCGCGUAUUUCUAAAGAUGAGUGCAUAAAUUAAUAGCGUUGCGUAUUUAUUUUCAGAAGUUUUAAAUAUGACGAAGCACUCUUCGCGUUUGAUUUUGAAAAUUUUGCAUUUCACAAUUAGUGGCUAGUGAAUUAGUGUUGCGAAACAAGAUGUUUGUUGCUCGGUUUCGUAAUGUAGAUAAUUAUGCAGAUACAGAUAAUUAGUAGCUCUUCUGGCUACUGUAUCGCGAUUUUCUUCUUCUUUUUAAUUUCACUUAUAUUAUAUCGAGCUUUUGAUAAAAUUUAUCUGAACUGAUAAGUUCUUUAAUAUUUUGUUAAUAACUUUAGAAUUGUAAUUUACUAUCUCAAAAAAAAGAACCAUCAUAAUAUUGUAAAACAUGGAUAGAUUUGUCAUUUAUUUUAUCAUUUAUUUUUAACUAUUAGUUAUGUUAUAUUUCAAUUACAAAUAUGAUUUCCCAUUCUUUAUUGUAUACAUUCGUACGUAAGUAUGGGCUAUUUAUUAUUAUUCGAAAAUUUCACAGGCGAUGCAUUACAAUUAAUUUCUAAUGAAAUGUAUUGGAGGAGUGAAGUGAGAAAAAUUUAUUAAUAAGCACAAAUUUUUCCAGCAGAUAGCUUAUCAUUUUAAUCCGUUCUGUUUGUUUUAAAAUAUAUUCCCAAUUGUGUCGAUUAUUCUCAAUUCACAUAUUUCGUUAGUGCAUCUUCUCUAUUUUUAUUAGUUACUGGAUACCGUGGAUACCGUGGAUAUGAUUUGUAAAUAAUUUCACCAAAGAUAUUUCGUAGGCUGUUUUUAAAAAUUUCUUAAAUUUUAACGAGUUCUCAGUUUUACACUUAUUGGAAGUGAAAUUUUGGAAACAUUUUACGCCUGAAAAGUUAUUUCUUAAUCGCGACGAUUACUAAACUUUCCCUGAGCUCCUCUGUUAAGACAAAUAACUCGCGCUUCUUCAAUUGUUGCAGGGACUCUUUCUUCCUUUCUUUUUCUCGCCAUUUUCUCUUGAUAAGUUCGAAGACCUUUCGUCUUAGUCGCUCACAAGAGAAAGGAAAGUAAUUACAGAUAGGAAAUUGCUUGAAGAAAAUGAGCUUUCUAUUGGGUCCUAUGAUGGAUUGACGUUUAAAUCAGAAAUAAUUAUUUGUCGCUUAGAUGAUGAAUAAAUUCGCUUCAGACUGCAAAGUUAUUAAAUUUUUGUUACUUGGAACGUUCGAAGUCUUUCUCAAUUCGUUAUUUCAAGUUUUUAAUUUAUUCUUGUUAUUUCGUCUAAUUUCAAAUAAAUUAAGUUAAUUAAUCAAUUAAGUUACGACUUAUAUAACCGCUUUUCUCUUUUAUAAACGAUUUUCUUUUUUUUAUCAAAUAGUCUUUCACAAUCAACAAAACUUUUAAUAGAUUCCAUUUCCAUACCCCAGUUCAGUUUAUUAACACACCUUUGAUUAAAACAUCAAUUUUAAAUAUUAAGUGUACACCGCUUAACACGGAUUAAUGGUAUAUUAAAAGAAGAAGAAGAAGAAAGAAAACGUUCGUAAAAUAUAUCGCAUAGAAUAGAUCGGUGAACGUUGUUUUAUACUCGAGAACGGUGCAUUCAAUCGACGCGCAUUCGACACCGCGUCGUUUUUUCCUCGUGUUACAAUUCGACGCAUAACACCUCGAUGAAAAACUUGAGACAUCGACAAGCUAUCGCGAACACAAUUGCAUCGUGUGACCAAACAUGCAUCGGAUGCACCGAUGGUAGGGAUUUCUGCAGGAUAUAAACGAAGUGUUCCCAUUCGAUUGUUCGUCUGUUUCGCGAGACUCAAAUAAGCUUGCAUCGGUUUCAACCAACGAAACGUCGUCGAACCGCAAUGGAUCGUUUCCUGCUCUUCGUCCUGUUGUUCACCAUCUUACCGUUUACAAUCCAAGAAGUUGUUGAACAGGGAGCCUGCAAAUGCGCCGUGUUUUCCAGGCAAAUAGCAAAAUCAAUCAUUGAACGCGCGCUUCUAUAUAACGUCACGUGCGAUGGCGAAGGGGAGGAGAAGUGUCAACAAUUGUGCAUUGCUCUGGUCAGUGAUAUGGCCGGCAAAUGUCAAAAAGAUAUAGGUAAUUUUGUGAGGCAGGCUGAGAGCGCGAGAGACAAAGCGCCGCAGAUGAUUUGCGAGAAGUUGAACACACACGUGGAGAAUCUUCACGUGGCGGUGUACGCGAAAGUGUGUAACGAGGCCAGCUGGAAAUUCACUGGUUUGAAAGCUGCAGAACCAAUUUGUUGCCACGAGGGGAAGAAUGUAGCCUGCGAGGAACCACUACCGAUGAUCGAAAACUCCUCUAAGAACAAAAUCGUCUUAAAAGCAUUAAACGCUUCCUCUACUCUAUACCUUUUCGCUCGAAUCUUGAAGAUCUUUGGAGCGAUUAUACUCGUACGCAGACUAUCUUUCAAGCUAGCGCCAGAAUACAAAGCCACCAGCUAUGCAACACGACGUGCAAACACCACCUUAGAGCCCUUAAACCGGCUUAAUCCUCUACAUGCCUUUCACGCCUCCUUAAUGUCGCUUCAACUCGCACGCUACGGUUGUUGGCCCAUGUGUGGUUCUCUCCAUGCUGCGGAUGCUCAAUUAUGCCACGUUACCAGUAACAACUACCAC
Molecule: messenger RNA, 2633 nt
Organism: Heterotrigona itama
Lineage: Eukaryota; Metazoa; Arthropoda; Insecta; Hymenoptera; Apidae
Source: the annotation of a GenBank genome assembly